Messenger RNA from Filobasidium floriforme, 1604 nucleotides. RefSeq lists its product as uncharacterized. NCBI's taxonomy places the organism in Eukaryota, Fungi, Basidiomycota, Tremellomycetes, Filobasidiales, Filobasidiaceae. Bases 229 to 1506 code for a protein of 425 amino acids. The record is from RefSeq and is a predicted model, not a curated record. The transcript is spliced from 8 exons.
CGCGCUUUUGUGUGGCCUGAACUGGCCGGGUCGCAAAUCGUUUAUAAGAAGCGACGAUCCUCAUCAAAGGGUCCUUUGAGAAUUUUCUUCGCCUUCCUCUUUCCAACGUCAAGAUCAUACCUGCUCCGACAGAAUUCCUCGCUCCUCUAAUUCUCAUCGCUCAUCGCUCCUUCAUCCCUCAUCACUGUUUCACCCUUCAUCUCCACUGCUUCGCCAAGAUUCUCGACCAUGAAUUACUGUGAUGUCCCCGGCUGCUACAGCGGACAAUCCAUACCCAAGGAUGUCAGGAAGCACAACGCUACGGUUAUCCAUCAACGUCGAGAGGCACGCCACGCCGACGAGAACGACGUCAUAUCCCUGAUCGAGAGCGAGCGAGAGGCUUGGGCCGCCAGCGACCCUAAACGUCACGAUAUCUUCCUUGCGUUUCAAAAAAGGCAUGGUCCCGUCUGGAAUAUAGACAUGGACGGAUUCAUCAAAGCUCACUACCAGCGGGACGUGAACGGCACAGAGGCUUACAACUCGGAAUCACCUUAUAUCACCCUUCUGAAACCCGCUUCUUAUCCCCCGAAUCCUUGGGCUAUCGCUAUCGAUGCCAAACAACAGUCAACCCACUCGCUUCGAUCCCAGGUCGAAGCCGGUGAUCACGCCAUCAAAUCGCUCUUUGUCGACGAUCUAAAGAUGGAUAUCAAACAAGUCGCCGCUCAUGCUCAUACCAAGAAGAAGAACUGCUUGCAGCCACUCCUUGCCAUCACGCUUGCUCGCUACGUCGACUGCAGCGAUAUCGGCGACUUCUACGACGAAUGGUUGCAAGCCAGCAAAGUCUUUGCUUUCGACGGUGCCGCUAGAGGCGGUUCCAGCCAAGUCAAGGAGCGGCAAUGGCGUACUCUCGACGACUGGGUAAGCUUCGAUCAAGCUGUUAUGGAAUUACGACUCGGGAGAUUAUUCACCAGUCUCAUGGGCGACCGACUUGGCAAAUUCGAAUAUUGGCCUGGCGUAGACGAGCAGGCGAAGGGUGUAGGUCUAUAUGGAUUACGGACCAAUCUACACAAGAACCUCAGAACCUAUGAAAGCGAGUGGAAAGCUGUUCGCAGUCAAGGACAAGUCACCGAUGUCGCGCUCAAAAAAGUCAGGUCAUCCCACUACGCACAAGACGACCUAGGUCUCGAUGAGGUCGCGGAACGCAUCGAGACCGACAGUGACGCCUUCAAGAUUUUCAAAGUCCAUCUCAAUCCGUUAGCCCAUGGAUACCGCGGUCAGAGCCGGGGUACUGUCAGCCGAAUGUGCUUGCUGCACUUCAUCAAUCUGGGUUCGGACAGGUCCAACCGGAGGUGGACCAAGGAAGAGCUCAAGGUACUUCGAACCGGCGCCAACGCCUGCCAAGUCACCGGAUCGGUCAUGCCGCUGGCUACAGCUGUCGCAAUCGGCGCGAUGGCUGGUCUCUCCGAACGUACCCCAUUUGCCAUUCAAAUGCGUUACAAGGUCAUGCGAGCUCAGGACGACUUGUAACGUGCUACUGGCAACUCGUUUGAAGCUUACUUAAUACCGACAACUUAUGCGAGAAUACGAAAUACAUACAAGAAAUAUAUGUCAGAAUCAGCUCCAUG